AGAGUUGAAACUUGAAACCUGAAACGAAGUCGCUUUUCGACGAAGGCUUGGCCGGCCAGCUCUCGCGUUUCUUCCACGCCGGCGUUGACAUGCGCCUCCUCCGCUGCCGCAGAAGCUUCAAGCCACCGCCGCGGAAAUGGCUCUCCGCGGCGUUCUCGGAGACGGCCUCCUCCGCGACGAACGCCUCGCCCUGCGCGUACCGCCUGCUCGCGCUCCUCCGGGGCUGCGUCGCGCCGUCCCACCUCCCGCUUGGUCUCCGAAUCCACGCGCGCGCCGUCACCUCAGGCCUCCUGGACGCCGCUGGGCCUGGGCCGGCCGCGCUCCAGACGCGGCUCGUCGGCAUGUACGUCCUCGCGCGCCGCUUCCGCGACGCCGUCGCGGUCUUCUCCUCGCUCCCGCGCGCCGCCGCCGCCGCCGCGCUCCCCUGGAACUGGCUCAUCCGCGGGUUCACCAUGGCCGGGCACCACCGCCUCGCCGUGCUCUUCUACGUCAAGAUGUGGGCGCACCCCUCCUCGCCGCGCCCCGACGGCCACACUCUCCCGUACGUCGUCAAGUCCUGCGCCGCGCUCGGCGCGCUCCACCUCGGCCGCCUCGUGCACCGCACCACGCGAGCGCUCGGGCUGGACCGCGACAUGUACGUCGGGAGCGCGCUGAUCAAGAUGUACGCGGACGCCGGGCUCCUCGACGGCGCGCGCGAGGUAUUCGACGGAAUGGACGAGCGGGACUGUGUCCUGUGGAAUGUCAUGAUGGACGGGUACGUCAAGGCCGGUGACGUGGCUAGCGCGGUGGGGCUGUUCAGGGUCAUGAGGGCGUCCGGUUGCGAUCCCAACUUCGCAACUCUGGCGUGCUUUCUGUCCGUGUGUGCUGCGGAGGCUGACUUGCUCUCGGGGGUGCAGCUCCACACCCUGGCGGUGAAGUAUGGGUUAGAGCCAGAGGUGGCUGUGGCUAACACGUUGGUGUCAAUGUACGCCAAAUGCCAGUGCUUGGAGGAAGCCUGGAGGUUGUUUGGUCUGAUGCCGCGAGACGACUUAGUAACCUGGAACGGGAUGAUAUCUGGGUGCGUUCAGAACGGGCUUGUGGAUGAUGCAUUGAGAUUGUUCUGUGAUAUGCAAAAGAGUGGUCUUCAGCCUGAUUCAGUUACAUUGGCGAGCUUGUUACCAGCUUUGACUGAGUUGAAUGGUUUCAAGCAGGGGAAGGAGAUACAUGGUUACAUUGUCAGGAACUGUGCGCACGUGGAUGUCUUCUUGGUGAGUGCUUUGGUGGACAUAUAUUUCAAGUGCAGGGAUGUAAGGAUGGCACAGAAUGUUUUUGAUGCUACAAAGUCCAUUGAUGUUGUUAUUGGUAGUACAAUGAUAUCAGGUUAUGUUCUCAAUAGGAUGAGUGAAGCGGCAGUGAAAAUGUUUCGGUACCUGUUGGCACUCGGCAUCAAACCAAAUGCUGUCAUGGUAGCUAGCACGUUGCCAGCAUGUGCUAGCAUGGCCGCUAUGAGGAUUGGUCAGGAACUCCAUGGGUAUGUUCUAAAAAAUGCAUAUGAAGGAAGGUGUUAUGUGGAGAGUGCACUAAUGGACAUGUAUUCAAAAUGCGGCCGACUUGAUCUGAGCCAUUAUAUGUUCUCUAAGAUGUCUGCUAAGGACGAGGUAACAUGGAACUCGAUGAUUUCAAGCUUUGCACAGAAUGGAGAACCUGAAGAAGCUCUUGACCUGUUUCGUCAAAUGAUUAUGGAAGGAGUAAAAUACAAUAAUGUGACGAUAUCUUCCAUCCUAUCGGCAUGUGCAGGCUUACCAGCUAUAUAUUAUGGAAAGGAGAUUCAUGGUAUUAUCAUAAAGGGUCCCAUAAGAGCGGACUUGUUUGCUGAGAGUGCCCUCAUAGAUAUGUAUGGCAAAUGUGGGAACUUAGAAUUGGCUCUUCGUGUUUUUGAACACAUGCCUGAGAAGAAUGAAGUGUCAUGGAAUAGUAUAAUCUCUGCCUAUGGGGCUCAUGGUCUUGUUAAAGAGUCAGUGGAUUUACUAUGCUGCAUGCAAGAGGAAGGAUUCAAGGCAGAUCAUGUCACAUUCCUUGCAUUGAUAUCUGCUUGUGCUCAUGCUGGACAGGUUCAAGAAGGACUCCGACUGUUCCGUUGCAUGACUGAAGAAUAUCAUAUUGAACCUCAAGUGGAACAUUUAUCUUGUAUGGUUGACUUAUAUAGUCGGGCUGGGAAGUUGGAUAAAGCCAUGCAAUUUAUUGCUGACAUGCCUUUCAAGCCGGAUGCUGGUAUUUGGGGUGCUCUUCUUCAUGCUUGCCGUGUGCAUCGCAAUGUUGAACUUGCAGAGAUUGCUUCCCAAGAACUAUUCAAAUUGGAUCCUCAUAAUUGUGGUUAUUAUGUGCUCAUGUCCAAUAUCAAUGCUGUUGCUGGACGAUGGGAUGGUGUGUCAAAAAUGAGAAGAUUGAUGAAGGAUAAGAAAGUUCAGAAGAUACCUGGCUACAGCUGGGUAGAUGUUAAUAAUACCAGCCAUUUAUUUGUUGCAGCAGACAAAAAUCACCCCGAUUCUGAAGAAAUUUACAUGUCUUUGAAGAGCCUUAUUAUAGAAUUAAAACAAGAAGGUUAUGUUCCUAGACCGGACGUAUGUUAUACCACACAACCGGUCGACAUCACCCAGGUAAUGGCAAUUUGAUUGUGAUGUUUCCCAGUGGAAGUCAUCUGAUGUUCUCAUGGUGAUAAAAGUAGAACUCAUUGUUAUGCAAAUUGUUGCAUAGAGCAAAGCAAGCUUCAAAUGCAUUAUGGUUCAAUGUUUAUAUGUCAAAAGAGAAUUCAAAUGACACAUGGGAUGUGUCAGAUCCAUCUUGGUCCUGUAUCUCCUAUACAUAGGUUGACAGGACCAUCAAGACCUAAGAACAUGUGAGCUUCAACGUUUUCACAGCAAGCUCGGAAUGUUUGAUUAUCUUUCUUUCAAAUAUGAUCAUGGAUAAAACAAGGUUUGACGAUGAAAUUUAUGCGACCUGUUGAGUCAGUCGGUCAUUUUAAAUGGCCUAAAGAUGCUUGAAUUCAUGUUGCAGGGGUUUGCACCUAGAACAGUGGACUCCUUGACUGGUGGUAUGGCUUGGAGAUAUCCAAUAGUUCUGUUCAAAUCAUGACAAGAAAUAUUCUUGUCUAAUGAAUAAUUCACUAUAUGGUAAAAUUAUCAUGAGGUGAUAAACAAGUUCAGAUCAUUUGGAAACCUUGGGCGCUGCAUCUGUGCAAGACUCUGGGGAUUUCUUGUCGCGUCCAGCAUCCUGUCCAAGAAUUGCACGAACUGGCGAUCUUCAUGAGCAACCCGUGGAUCCGAAAACCUAUCGAGGCUAUCCUGAUCCUGCACAAUUCCAGUAAAGAUCGUAGAUAAGUAGACGAACUCUUCAAGAGAAGUAGUAGACACAUGGUACUAACCAUCCUCCAGAAAUACAAGUGUUUAUUUGUACAGAAGUAGGGGUAUGUGCAGCCACCAAGCGGGCUUCCCAUUAAAGAGGUGGUUAACAUUUGCAUAAGGUCACCAUUGGAAUGAAACUGUAAAUAAAACGAUAUUUGUAUUUCUUUGUUUCAAACAAAAGCUACCUAAAAAAAUGUUCAGAUUAAUUUGGUUAAGAGAAUGAAAAAAACGAAAGAUGAUUCAUGAGUAUUGA
This is a messenger RNA of Brachypodium distachyon (stiff brome), 3633 nucleotides long. RefSeq names its product pentatricopeptide repeat-containing protein At4g21300. Gene Ontology annotation, molecular function: RNA binding; protein binding. NCBI's taxonomy places the organism in Eukaryota, Viridiplantae, Streptophyta, Magnoliopsida, Poales, Poaceae. The transcript is spliced from 6 exons. The record is from RefSeq and is a predicted model, not a curated record. Bases 90 to 2651 code for a protein of 853 amino acids. Gene Ontology annotation, biological process: RNA modification.